This is a messenger RNA of Terrapene triunguis (Three-toed box turtle), 1929 nucleotides long. RefSeq lists its product as uncharacterized. NCBI's taxonomy places the organism in Eukaryota, Metazoa, Chordata, Testudines, Emydidae. The transcript is spliced from 14 exons. The record is from RefSeq and is a predicted model, not a curated record. Gene Ontology annotation, molecular function: protein binding. The coding region runs from base 1 to 1929 and encodes 642 amino acids.
AUGAUUCUGGUGAAGUUCCAGUCUGACACCCUCCAGAUAUUGCCCUUCUGUGCAGAUACAGCCCUCACUGCAGAUGGGACCCAGCCUCUCGGCCUCAGGCAGCGGGCGGUCUCCGCACCGCCGCUGGAGCUGGGCUGCCGGGGGCCUUGGACAGUGGGAUGCGCCGGCCGAGACGCCCCGGAGUGUGGCUCCGGCUCCAGCCUCCACUUCUACGUGCUCUGGUCGCUGCAGGAGCCGCCCCGGCAGCUCAGCAGCAAAUCCAGCCGGAUGUGUUACCAGAUUCAGCUGCCUCUGCCGUUGCCAAAACAACUUGUAAUCUUUGGCUUGGGUGACUGGAAUCGUUAUUCCCAAAACACAAGCAUCACUGUGGAGGUGCUGGUGAAUCCAGAUGUCAAGCCACAAAGGAUUGGCAAAUUGGGGUCUGAUGUGAGGUCCCUUGUGUGGGAAGGUGACUGGAGGGUGGAUGUUCUGAUGGCUUCAUUGAAACAAAUGGACUGUGGCAACCCUGUUAAACUUCUCCUGACUGUCAAUGGGGAGCUGCUCAAGAGCAUCUACAACAGCACCCCCACUCGUCCGUUUCUGGCACCGGAGCCCACCCAGUCACCAGUCCUCCCAGAAGAUCCCAUGUCCCCCAUCCAGGUCUUGGAUGAUACCACUGAGGUUAAAGGUCAGAGUUUGGAGGUGACUGCCAGAGCACAAAGGACCAGAAGUAAGGAUUUAUCUCCACCGCCAAAAAAGCUGUUGAUGCCCCUUGCCCCAGAGUCACCCACUGGCCAGAAGGCACCCAAGGAGGCCAGGAGGAAAAUCCGCAAGCCUAGUCCUCUCCAGCUAAAGAAGCCUAGGAAAGUCUUGUUUGAGCCCAGGGCAUGUGGAGGGGAGCAGGAUGCUGAAGACUUGGAGGUGAAGGAGCUGCAAGUCUGUCCGAGCCCACGAUGGUGUCACGCCAUGUGCCUCAGUGACCCAGAAACAGCCAUUUUGAUUGGUGGAGAGGGAGCCAAUCAACAGCCUUGCAAGGAUGCUCUCUGGAAACUAGAGAUUGACAAUGAUUUCUGGUUCCCCGUGGAUUUGCCACCACUGGGUUCUGUGCCGCCCUGCUCACGUGGUCACACCGCCACCUACGACCUGGACACCAAACGCAUCUAUGUCUUUGGGGGCAUGAAGGAGGGCAAGCCCUACAGCACCAUCUACAUCCUGGACACAGCCACCUGGAAGUGGCUUCACGUGGCUGCCAAGGGGAAGGUGCCGACACUGGCCUACCACAGCGCCACCAUCUACCACAAGGAGCUUUUUAUCUUUGGAGGGACUUUCCACAAGAUGGCAUCCCUGGAGUCCAGAGCCUGCAGCAACACACUCUACGUCUUCAACCCUGAGUACAAGAUUUGGUACCAGCCCAUUGUGGAGGGAGAGAAGCCCUUACCUCGGCUCGGCCAUUCAGCCACUCUGCUGAGGAACAAGCUGGUGAUCUUUGGGGGUCAGAGGACCCCUUUGUACCUGAAUGAUGUGCAUAUCUUGGAUCUGGGUUACAUGGAGUAUGUGCCGGUCCCAUUUCUUUCAGGACAGCCUUCUUCACGCUGCUUCCAUGCUGCAAUGCCAGUGUCUGACCAGAAGGUCCUGAUCAGUGGAGGCUGCAAUGCCAAGGGAGCCCUGCAGGAUGUAUUCACCUUUCACCUUGACACCUUUGCAUGGAGCACAGUGACACACAGUCACCUCUCCUUAGUGCCCCGGGCUGGCCACACGCUGCUCAACCUCACCUCUGCCCACCUGACAGAUGUGGACAAGGAGAGCCAGAGCAAGCGCAACCUCUGCACGGUGCUGGUUUUUGGUGGCUCAGACUGUGCUGGGACCUUCUACAAUAGCACAAGCAAGAUCCAGCUGGACCUAGAGGAGACCAAGCCCAGGACAGCAGGGGUUCUGGGUCAUGGUAAAUAG